Nerophis lumbriciformis (worm pipefish) is the source of this 2220-nucleotide messenger RNA. The record is from RefSeq and is a predicted model, not a curated record. NCBI's taxonomy places the organism in Eukaryota, Metazoa, Chordata, Actinopteri, Syngnathiformes, Syngnathidae.
AUGAUGGACCUCCCCUACAGCUCCAACACUCUCCCCCCUCCCACUUGCUCGUGGCUCUCUGUGCCCACGUUCUGGCAGCCGGCAGAGUUUUCCGUCCUGUGUCGGGUUAACAUCGCAGACCUCAUGGAAGCAGCGGAGGAAACUCUCACUUACCGAGAUGGCCCCGGACCUCACAGGACGCUGCUCCCAGGGGACAAGGCCAAGGACACCGGGGGACAUUUUGAGAUAAAAAGUGAGUCCAAUUAUGUGGAUUUGGACAUGAGACCAGAAGGCGCCAAGACUGUGAAAGUAACAUUUACCGGAGAGGGAAGCCAACUGUCUGUCAAAAGUGACGGCUCAAAGCAGGGGGCAAGUGGACCGGCAUCUGUGGACUCCGUAGAUAUGGGCGGCGGUGUUGUGCCAAGUGGACCCGAAGCGAAAACUGGAGCCAAACUUUCCUAUGAGGAGUACUCCGGUGAUGAGAUGCAUCUACAGUCAGAAGUUGAUCCAAGCGACUGCAGCGAGGGAGACGAGCUUCAAUACACGGACAUAUACUUGAAUAGCCGCAGCGAGUCGGAUGACGCUGCCAGCGUGGUUCUCUCCAACCACAGCGGCACGGACACGCCAAAGGACGAGUCUCAUUAUAUCACCACGCAUGAAAUCCAGCUGACCGAACUCGAUCACGAUGUCGAUUACGACCUGGGCCGCGGCGCCAGCUGGGACUUUGAGGACGACAACUUGGUGUACUCCUUUGUGGAUUACGCAUCGUUUGAAAGCGAUGACACCCGAACCGGGACUCUGAUCUUGGAGGGCAGAAGCCAGGUCGCCAAACUUGGUGCGAGCACAGAGCAGGAUGACAGUGAUCUUUGCGACUCAGAGAAAUGCGCCAGCUCGGAUGAAAGUGUGUGCAAAAACCACACCGCCGGUGACAAAAUCCACCUCUCGUUCCAAACCUCCAGAGAGGAGCCAGCCGGUAUUACGGACGAAUGUGCCAAGCGCUUUGGAGACACGAGCCACUUCUCUUUCGUAAGAGCGGGACCUUUGGGAGAUAACAGAGCCAAGUAUUUCAUCCCCGCUCCUGGCCGUCAGCACCUUGCAACCAAACUAAGACGGAAGGACAUUAAUGAAUAUUCCAGUGGCGCCUCCAGCUCCAUAAGUGAGCUGGAUGACGCCGACAAAGAGGUGCGUAAUUUAACCGCCAGGUCAUUCCGAAGCUUGGCGUGUCCUUACUUUGACACCAUUAAUUUAAGCACUUCGAGUGAGUCGUCCUUGUCGGAGUAUGGUUUAAACAAGUGGUCUGCUUAUGUGGAUUGGAAUUAUGGACACAUCCCUCGUGGGGCAGAUCACAGCAUAAUUGCGCACAAGACCUCAAGCGCCACAUUAGAAAUGAACGAGACUGUAGUGAGUCAUGGAGCCCCCCAAACUAAUAAGAGACUAACUUUUCAUCAGGAAGCGUCCCUUUGCCAGGGGGCGGAGAUGAAACAUCAGCGAGAGGUCACGUUGAAUGUGGAAUGUAAUUUAGAUGCACAAGUAGCCAACAGGCGACACAAAAGUAGCAAGAGAAGGUCUGAGGAGUUGCGUGGAGCAGUAUUGGCAAGGUCCGGUUGUGAAAUGCAGUGUGACCAUAGUGAAAAUACAGGGAGCACACAUAAUAGGGCUGUAUUUGCAUCAAGCCUGCUUAAAAAUGUAAUCUCCAAAAAGAUGCAGUUUGAGCAGGAACGUAAAAUGGAGAGAGGUGAAAUCACAGACACCUGCCCUGCACUCUCUCCUUGCUUUCUGGAUGGAGGCAAGGACAGGAGAGGCUUUCAGAGGCAAAACUCUGAAUCUGGCUCGGGUUACACCAAUUCUGGAGAGGACCAGCCUUUGGAAGGCAGCAGGCCUGGUUCUUGUGAGCCCACGGAAGAGCAGAGAACCACAGAUGCGCUUGAGGAUUCAGGAAAAAAAGAACCUAAAGCGGGGCUCUGCCACAGUCGGAGCAGCGCAUUUAACUCCUGGAAGGAUGAUGAAGCCGUGAAGGAGGCUGAGCUCUCUGCAGCCGCAAAGGAAGCGAAUGAGGACUCAGACAGGAGUAACAUGCUCACUAAACUUCUUUUCAUGCCGAGCUGCCAGCGUUUCUCCAAAGAGAAAGACAGUGCAGAAUGCAAGACAGGAAAUACAACUGUUAAAGAAGAAACCACCAAAGCAACAGUAAAUGUGCAGUUGAACCCAUCGAAAAACCCGAAGACAAAAAGGAGCCAGUAA